Molecule: messenger RNA, 1780 nt
Organism: Hevea brasiliensis (rubber tree)
Lineage: Eukaryota; Viridiplantae; Streptophyta; Magnoliopsida; Malpighiales; Euphorbiaceae
Product: brassinosteroid-responsive RING protein 1
Exons: 1
Coding region: 63-575 (170 amino acids)
Biological process (GO): protein ubiquitination
Molecular function (GO): ubiquitin protein ligase activity; zinc ion binding
Source: RefSeq, a predicted model, not a curated record
UAGCUGAAGCAGAAGCUCCCUCUCUCUCUCUCUCUCUCUCUCUCUCUCAUUAUCAGAGAUAAAUGGGAUUUCCUGUUGGGUACACAGAAGUUCUCUUGCCAAAGCUGUUCGUGCACACACUAUCCUUUCUCGGUUUUAUCAGAAGCCUCAUUCUUUGCCUUUUUAACUAUCUGGGUCUCUCAGAUUUCCUUGAAACUGAUAACGUUUGGCCGGACAAUCCGACCCCAAUCCAGAGCCACACACUAGUUUCCGCCGACCUGAUCCGGGAAAUUCUACCCGUAAUAAAGUUCGACGAUUUGGUCCCAGGAGCCAGCGAAGUUGAGCUGCCGGAGAGUUGUGCCGUUUGUUUGUAUGAGUUUGAGGGAGAUGCCGAGAUCCGAUGGCUGAAGAAUUGUAAGCACAUUUUCCACCGGGCUUGUUUGGACCGUUGGAUGGAUCAUGAUGGGAACACGUGUCCGCUUUGUAGAACUACAUUCGUGCCGGAUGAGAUGCAAGAAGAGUUUAGUCAACGGUUAUUGACAGCUUCUGACGACGGUGACUUUUACAGUGAGUACAGUUCGGUUCCUGUUUUGUAGGAGGGCCAUUUCGUUCUGUUCGUGUGAAACGUACAUAUAUAAUGAAAUUUGGGCAAUUUAGCUAAAUAAAACAAAAAGGAAAUGUUUUUGAUAUUAAAAAAGAAAAAAAAACUGAGUCUCUAAAUAUUGUUAUUACUAAUGCAUAUAAGUAGCAUUGGAAAGCCUGGAAUUUGAAUUUUAAUUAAAUUUAAUUAUGUUAAAAUAAUUUUUUUAAUUUAAUUUUAAUUAAAUUUAAAUUUAAAAUUUUAUUGUUUAAAAUUAAUUUUAAUAUAAUUUUUAAUGUUAUUAAAAUUUUUACUAAAAUUUAAUUAAUCUCAACAAGUGGCCAUUCUGCUGGUGUUGGCAGCUAAUUUCAUAGUUUUUUCAUAGCUUUUUUUUAAAGUGUCUUAGGUAGGGUUGACAAUAAAUAAGGUGCUCAUAAAAAUCACUUUAUUUAAAUUUAAUUAAUAUUUUAAAAAUUUUAAAUUAUUUAAUUUUAUAUAUUUUAAUUAAUAAUUUACAUAAAAUUUAUUUUUUAUUAAUAAUUUAUUUUUAAAAAUUUAAUAAUUUUAUAAAAUAUUUAAAUUUUAUUUUAUUUUAAAUAAAAAUAUUGAAUUUAUAAAUUUUAGUAUAAAAAUAUAUUUUUUAUAUUUAAUUAAAUAUUUAUAUAAAUAAAUUCGAUAACAUAUAAUCAAUAUGUAAAAUUUAAACCUGUCAAGAGCAUUAUUUUUCAAACAAGAAUAUAUUUUGAACCCAAUUAUAUAUUAUCUAAACUCGUUCUAUUGAGAUUCGAUCAGAUUCAGUGUCCGUAAAAAUCAAACGUAUUGCUAUUAUAGUCUUAUAAAAAAGAGGUUUUUGAGAUUUUUUUUUUAAAUGUCAAAAUUGAAAUAUAAAACAAUUUUAUUAAAAAAUAUGCUAAAUGGUUAAGCAAAGAAUCAGCUUUUUUAACAGAAAGAAAGGUUGCUUGAAUUUUAGUACUUAUAAUUAAAUCAAUACUUACAAUUAAAUUGAUACUUGUGAUUAAAUAAAGUAAUUAAAAAUGCUUAAUAGAACACAUAUGAUUAAGAGACAAGGGGGAAGGGACAGUUAUCUGAUGUGUCUUUGACUGACAUAUCUGAUACGCGUUCUCAGGGUGUGUUGCUACUGGUAGUUAUGUAAAUUUGUGUAAAUAUAGCAAUAUCACAUGUAAAUGGAGAUUCUUGCUUAAUCACUCCAUGUUUGUCUCA